This is a messenger RNA of Mycetomoellerius zeteki, 755 nucleotides long. Its product is annotated as serine protease inhibitor 3. Bases 370 to 624 code for a protein of 84 amino acids. Gene Ontology annotation, molecular function: peptidase inhibitor activity. Lineage: Eukaryota; Metazoa; Arthropoda; Insecta; Hymenoptera; Formicidae. The transcript is spliced from 2 exons. The record is from RefSeq and is a predicted model, not a curated record.
UAUAUGACAAAUUCGAGCACCUUCAAGAUUCCACGAAAACUAUAUCAGUUCAAUGCGCAUUUAAACAGUUAGAUGCUAAUGAAGCACUCAUACAUAUAUGCGAUAAUCUGAUGUAGCGUCAUCGCUUACAUUGUUUCUAAACUCUAUUUGAAUGAGCGUUUGACUUUUCAAGCGUGUCUUAUAGCCACUCGGCGCAGCCCAAUCUACUCGUGAGAAAAAAAGAUAGCCAUAAAAAGAAAACAGUCCAGACGUCAAAGUCACGCACGAAAUACGUAAACGAGGAACCUUAUAUAAAGAUCUCGUCAUGUCUGGCUCUGUCAAAAAGGAGUCGACGCUCGAAGUGUUUGAAUCAUAUGAAGUUCUAAAACCAUGACAUCCAAAUACCAGCAGAUAUUUGUGAUACUUAUAAUCAUUAGCAUCGUCGGUUUGAUUUCAGCUACGACGCAAGCGCCGGAACGAAAAUGUAUACCGGGAAAACGAUACUUUGAUGGCUGCAACAAUUGCUACUGCACCUCCAAAAGCACUAUUUUCUGCACCAAAACAUUUUGCGAACGGAUGCAUACGACUACCUUCAAAUUGAUACCUAUGGAACUGCUUCCUCCACCUCCUGAUUUCUGGCAAUAAUUUUUGUAACCUUAUAAGCUUUGUAUUUUGGAUUUGUUUAACAUGAUCUAAAAUGCAUAUUAUAACAUGCAACUUAAAGAAAUUGAAAAUUAUUAAAUGAUGUUUGGUUAAAUUAAAAGAUAUUCAUUAAU